AAUGUCUAAAGAAUUCCAGUAAACAUCUUUAUAAAUUAAAGCAAACGAAUACCUGCUUUUGAAGUGUUCAUCGCAUUAUAAUUAUUGAUUGUUUGAUGAAGCUUUACAUUGGUUUAAAUAAAAGAAACUGGCCAUUGAAGUGUAUCUUGCCGUUACCUACUCAUGAAUUUCAGCCACACUGCAGGUCUCACGGACAGCAUUCAUAUAACAUUCAUAAUGACUUUCACAACUCUGAGGAACUCAAUUACUGCAUGGUGAAUUCUGUUGUGACCACAAUAGCUCAAUUAAAAAUAAAUAAAUAUCUGUCACGUGCCUUCACCAAAAAUCUAACUUCAGUGAUGAGAUUCAUAAGAAGCGUAAGCUCUUUAUGUGAAUAUCUGCACAUAUAUUCAUAGAUGAAACACAUCUUUUCUGCAAAUAGCCCAUCGCUAAACAGAAACCCAACGCCAGAAAGUAAAUAUUUGCUAUACUCAAUUUUCAUCUUACCUCGUUCUGUGCAGACAUUUGUAAAAUAUCAAUCAUUUUAUUUUUCCUCAUUCACUUAUCUUGCAAACGAAUAAAAGAUAUUAGGUCUGUUAGAAAUGAGAACCAUAAAUAUAUAUAUAUAUAUAUAUA
Trichobilharzia regenti is the source of this 615-nucleotide messenger RNA. NCBI's taxonomy places the organism in Eukaryota, Metazoa, Platyhelminthes, Trematoda, Strigeidida, Schistosomatidae. The record is from the annotation of a GenBank genome assembly.